This is a messenger RNA of Purpureocillium takamizusanense, 396 nucleotides long. RefSeq lists its product as uncharacterized. The transcript has a single exon. Lineage: Eukaryota; Fungi; Ascomycota; Sordariomycetes; Hypocreales; Ophiocordycipitaceae. The record is from RefSeq and is a predicted model, not a curated record. The coding region runs from base 1 to 396 and encodes 131 amino acids.
AUGGCUGACUGUGCCAGGAGAGAGCACGCACCCGACUUGUCGAUGCAGGCAAAGACAGAGAGAGGGCUUCUUGGCACGCGCCGUCUCAAGUUGGAUCGGUGGUUCUCGACCGUGCCAGACACUGACCCUGGACGCGAGACUGUCGGCCACAAGACAGUUGACGCGCCUCGCAAGCGGUUUCUGCUCCCCACCGCAUGCACGAAUCCCUGUCAAGCCGCCACACCACCACGAGCCCUUUGGCCAAGGCGGCGCUGGGUCGGCACUCGCGCCGCCGCCAAUUUGUCAACUCGUGCCCAGGGCUUCCCGAGCUGGCGAGCCUCAAACCUGUGGCUGGCUCUGCGGUGCGGCCGGGAUUUAUCGCCGGUCCCACCACUCAAUGCCGUCAAGGCUCUUUGA